GGGCCGCGGGUCCCGGGUGCUCCCCCCCCCCGGUGGCCCCGGCUCGGACCUGUUGACGGCGCUCGCCGGGUGCAGGGGAAGGGUGGGCAGAUCCCCAUGGCUGGUCUGGAGCCUCCGGUGGCUCGUCCUCCCUUCCUCGCCGCCCCCUCUCCCUCUCCUCGCGGUCAUUUUCCUAAUUGGACGGAGCUGUGGGGCGUGAUCGUCGGCGUCAGCUCGAGGAGCCCCCCGAAUCCGGUGGUCUUCCUUCCCCCACCGACUCUCAGACCCCACCGAACCGGCCUCGGUGUUCCCCCCCACCCCGAGCUGCGGACUUGCUAACUCGUGCGUAGCGGGUUGUUGGGUUUUUUUUUUUCAACUUGCCUUUUAAGAUGACUUUUAUGGUCCCUGCAACUGCUUCCCUCCAGUCUAAACUGUAGUUUGGGAAGAUUUAAGAGGCCAGGGAGGUGCUUGUGUGGCCUCUAACUAAUCCAAAACGGUCAUUAAUGGAUCUCUCCGCCCUGCGAGAUGGUUCCGGCCAGGCCAAGCAGUAGCCUGGGUGUGUUUUCGCCCGGACACUGCGGAGUUCCUUCACGGUCUUAGCGGCCGGCCUGCCAGGGAGGGGACACUUGACCCGCGGCCCCAGUGCCCUAUCUUCGAAGGGCACCCUGGGCGUCUUUCUUUCCGUUCACAAUGGAAACUGUCCGCCACUGCCCACCUGAAGACGUGACUAGUCCCCGUGGAUACCUCGGAAGCUCACAAAACUCCCCCACAGGUGUGCGGAGGACUUUGUGCCGCUGGGGGUCAUCCGGCCAGCUUUGACGCUGCCCUCUCAGGCCUUGCCUUUGUACAUGUAAAUGCCCUCCUAGCCAGCCGCCUCGGGAUGGAGGGCUUCAUGGACUCAGGGACACAGACGGACGCUGUGGUGGUGCUGUCCUUGGCUCAGGCUGCUGUGCUGGGCCUGGUCUCAGAAAAUGAGCUCUUUGGAGCCACCAUAAGUGCUGAGGCCUUCUACCCAGACCUAGGGCCAGAACUGUCUGGGACAGCCAUGGGGGAGCCGGGACCACCAGGACCCGACAUCUAUCAGCUGGCCUGUAAUGGGCGGGCCCUGGAAGAGCCCCCGGAAGAGGAGGUGUUGGAGGUAGAGGCAGCCUUUGAGAAGCACACCCGGAGGAAGACACGGCCCCCUGUGCGGCUGGUCCCCAAGGUCAAGUUUGAGAAGGCCGAAGAGGAAGAGGAACAGGAAGUGUAUGAAGUAUCUGUGCCUGGUGAUGACAAGGACCCGGGCCCCGCAGAGGCCCCUGCCGAGGUGGCCACGGGUGGCUGUGAGGCCCUGGUGCAGAGCAGUGCCGUCAAGAUGAUCGACCUCAGCGCCUUCAGCCGCAAGCCCCGGACACUGCGGCACUUGCCUCGAACUCCAAGGCCAGAGCUGGACAUGGCCGCGUUCGAUCCUCCUUUCCCCGACCAGACCCGGGAUGGCUUCCCUGAGCCCAGCAUGGCGCUACCGGGCCCAGAGACUCUGCCCACCGAAUGCGGUUUCGAGCCGCCCCACCUGGCCCCCAUGAGCAACCCUGAGCCUCCCGGCAUGACGUCACCCGAGCUCGUCAAGCCCGAGCAGGGCUUCGUGUGGCAGGAGUCGGGCGAGUUCGAGGCAGACCCGGCCGGCUCCACGGUGGAGCGGCACAAGAAGGCGCAGCUGGACCGGCUGGACAUCAACGUGCAGAUCGACGACUCCUACCUGGUGGAGGCGGGGGACCGCCAGAAACGCUGGCAGUGCCGCAUGUGCGAGAAAUCCUACACGUCCAAGUACAACCUGGUGACGCACAUCCUGGGCCACAACGGCAUCAAGCCGCACUCGUGCCCGCACUGCAGCAAGCUCUUCAAGCAGCCCAGCCACCUGCAGACGCACCUGCUGACGCACCAGGGCACACGGCCUCACAAGUGCCAGGUGUGCCACAAGGCGUUCACGCAGACCAGCCACCUCAAACGCCACAUGCUGCUCCACUCCGAGGUCAAGCCCUACAGCUGCCACUUCUGCGGCCGCGGCUUUGCCUACCCCAGCGAGCUGAAGGCCCACGAGGUGAAGCACGAGAGCGGCCGCUGCCACGUCUGCGUCGAGUGCGGCCUAGACUUCUCCACCCUGACCCAGCUCAAGCGCCACCUGGCCUCCCACCAAGGCCCCACCCUCUACCAGUGCCUCGAGUGCGACAAGUCCUUCCAUUACCGCAGCCAGCUCCAAAACCACAUGCUCAAGCACCAGAACGUGCGGCCCUUCGUGUGCACUGAGUGCGGCAUGGAGUUCAGCCAGAUCCAUCACCUCAAGCAGCACUCCCUCACCCACAAGGGCGUGAAGGAGUUCAAGUGUGAGGUAUGUGGCCGAGAGUUCACCCUGCAGGCCAACAUGAAGCGCCACAUGCUGAUCCACACCAGCGUCCGGCCCUACCAGUGCCACAUCUGCUUCAAGACCUUCGUGCAGAAGCAGACGCUCAAGACUCACAUGAUUGUGCACUCGCCCGUGAAGCCAUUCAAGUGCAAGGUGUGUGGGAAGUCCUUCAACCGCAUGUACAACCUGCUGGGCCACAUGCACCUGCACGCGGGCAGCAAGCCGUUCAAGUGCCCGUACUGCUCCAGCAAGUUCAACCUCAAGGGAAACCUGAGCCGGCACAUGAAGGUCAAGCACGGCGUCAUGGACAUCAGCCUGGACAGCCAAGACCCCAUGAUGGAGCUGGCAGGCCCCGACCCCUCUGAACUUGACAGCCGGCAGGAGAUGGAGGACUUCGAGGAAAACGCCUUUACCUACACCAGUGUGGACAGCAGCACAGAGGCCAGCACCCUCACUGAGCAGGCCAUGAAAGAGAUGGCCUACUACAACGUGCUAUAGCAGGGCCAGCCGAGUGGGCGGGGAGGGCAGGGGGAGACCCACGUCCCGAGGGCUGCGCCUCUGCAGCCCAGAACCAAGCUACUGCCCGCUGCCCAGCCCCCCCUCCCCACCCCCACCCCCCAAGUUAUUUGCACCACUAGGGAUCUUUAGACCAAAUGGAGACUGUACUACUGUCCUUACAGGGAGCUGGGCGCAGGCCUAGCCAUCCCAGUGAGGGAAAGGUAACCAGGAGGCCCGAUCUGGUUCUCCUUGGCCUGCUGCUGUGGGUGGGCAGGGAAAUGCUAGAGAAGUCUCUUACAGGCACAGGGGCACAGACUUAAGAGGUCUUCUCCCACGCCACCUCAGGCCCAUAGAGAGGGCUUCUUGAAGAAGAGAAUGCUCGAGCCGGGUCUUGUCUCUUUUCUGCACCUACUCUGAGCUCCUGCACGGGUCAGCACUGCCUACCCCCACCCCCACCCUGCUCAGACCCAAGAACCUCUUCCCUUCCCGUCAUUCAACAGCCAGGCAGGGCACUCUGCCUUCUACCUCCUGGGCCUCCCCUUGCCCCGGUCAGACACACGCGAGCGGCCCUGGGCCUGGCCCUGCCUGUCGGAGAGCCGGGGAGCCCAGCCUCCAGAACAUCUUCCCAGCCAGCUGGCAGAGCACCCGUGCCCUCAGCCCUGUUUGAAAGAAUGUCUCCAAUACGCAUUUCAACAAAUUUCAUCCAGUUCUGUCCCAAGCUAAGGUACCGCCCAUAGUGUCCUCAGCAAACAAAAUCAGGGCAUGUCGUGUGCCUGGCACACAUGAACAAGGACAGGUGGAGGCCCCAUGAGCCAAGGGAAAGGGCAGACAUAUCCCUGGGACCAAGAGACUGUCCUAAUGGGAAGCCAGGGAAGGCCACCAUGAAAAGAGGGGGACUAAGAAUGUUUGGGGUUUUAUUUGUUUUUGUUUUUUGUUUUUAUGAGCAGGCAGGUGGUGUGAGGAGUGGGUGAGCUGAGACUCAGCAGGCUCCCAGGGAAGAGCAACAUAUUUAAAAGGAAAUUGAAGACCAUAGGCGGGGCGGGGGGAAUGUGUUUUGAGUAAGUGAGGAUGUUUUGAAGGUAAUUUAUGUUUUCCUUUCCAACUCUCUCGUCUAUCAUCUUCACUGGAGCGAUAGAGAGGCAAGCCGAAGCUUUCUUGUGUGCUCUACACUCCUGCUUCCCUACAGCAGCCAGGCAUGGUGGGCUCCAUUAGCUGGGAGCCUCAGAAGGCUAAGGCGGGAGGGAAGAGGAGGCAGAGAGCCGACCUGGCCCUCUCCAGCCAGUGGCUCUGUGCCACCCAGGCCGCCAAGGCUCUGACUCCAUGGGGCCAGCUGCCCUCCUCACCUGUUCCCUGUAUCCUCCAGGCAGUGACUAGCACAUUCAGAAACUCCAGAGCACCCAACCCCCUGCCCGGAAACCCCAAGGCUCCCUAGGGUAGGAGCAGGCAGAGCAACCCUACAAAGCACGAAUGAAGCCACCAGCUUUGGCUGAGAAACCGAGAGGGGGACCAGCUGGGGCAGGAGGUGCUGAUUUGAAGUGCAGCUGCCCCCAAGUCUGUGUCCCCAAGCGAGACACCAAGCCAGGCCUCAGGGUGAUUGUUCAGAACCGGGGGGAAGUGAACACAAUGGCCCGAGUGUGGUUUCCCAAGGCUCCCGGCCUCCCAGGUGCCCAUCAUGAUGACCCUCAGGUGGCAGUGAAUAGGUGUCACUGUACAAGACAUUUCUCCUGCUGAGCAGAAGGCGUCACCCCUGCAAACUACCUCUUCCCACAAUGACUUUCUCCCCUGGUACCAAAAAGCACCCUGUACCUCCUCCUCUCCUGCCAACGCAGUGGCCUUGGUCUUGGAAACAGAAGGGAGAAGUCUGGCCUGGGUGGAGUCUCUCAUUGCCUCCCAGUCCGCCAUUGGCACAACCCUCCGAGGGGUACCAUGCUCAAAAAGCCCCCUCCCCACGCCUGUGCCUGGGCAAAGCAGAGAGGAAGGUACACCACAGCGCGCAGUUGGAGCUGGGGGCGGUCCUGGCAAGGCUCCGGCCUCACCCUCCCAGCCUUCUGCAAAGAGUGACUCAGAAACCCUGGCCGGAUUCCACCCUAACUUAUUUUGACGUGUAUACAAACCAACUGUUUAGCGAGUCCACUUGUGCAGAGCCCUACUGUGGUUUUAUGUUCCUGUUCAAAAGAGAAGUUUACUUAGCAAUAAUUAUAAAUAAAUGAAUAUUCUUUAGUGA
Molecule: messenger RNA, 5081 nt
Organism: Peromyscus maniculatus bairdii (prairie deer mouse)
Lineage: Eukaryota; Metazoa; Chordata; Mammalia; Rodentia; Cricetidae
Gene: Znf710
Product: zinc finger protein 710
Biological process (GO): regulation of transcription by RNA polymerase II
Molecular function (GO): RNA polymerase II cis-regulatory region sequence-specific DNA binding; DNA-binding transcription factor activity, RNA polymerase II-specific
Source: RefSeq, a predicted model, not a curated record